UUCGAGCGGUUCACAGUCGGUUUGAUGUACAAAUCUUGAUCGGAAUGAUUCAGUCGCUUGGAUGGCGUCGUCAUACUCGUCGGUUGGAUACCCUGGACAGUUGUUGACCGUGUUGAUUAGUUCGUCCCGGGAGUCACGUGGUCACGUGGUCACGUCGUCACGUCCCUAGAACGUCCCGGCGGGGUAACUCGAUCAUGGUGGAAGCCGAGGUGGGUGGGAAAUGCCCCCCGUCCUUGGCGCCCACCAUGCAGGACUUCCACAUCCUCAAGCCCAUCAGUCGCGGCGCCUUUGGCAAGGUCUUCCUGGGCACCAAGUCCGUGGUUUCGCAAGGCCAGUCCCGACCUUUGUACGCCAUCAAGGUCAUGAAGAAGUCCGAGGUGGUGGACAAGAACAUGGUGUCGCAAGUGAUCGCCGAGCGCAACGCUUUGGCCUUGACCAAGUCGCCGUUUUGCGUCAACCUUUUCUAUUGUCUGCAAUCCACCGACCACGUCUACUUGGUCAUGGAAUACCUCGUGGGCGGCGACCUCAAGUCCCUGCUCAGCAUGUACGGCUUCUUCGACGAGGCCAUGGCCCGCUUUUACAUCGCGGAAAUGGCCUUAGCCUUGGCCUACUUGCACCGCCGACAGAUCGUGCAUCGCGACUUGAAACCCGAUAAUGUGCUCUUGACCAAUCACGGCCAUAUCAAACUCACCGAUUUCGGCUUGAGUCAGGUCCAGGUGGAGCGCGAGCUGCAGAUUCAAGACCUGAUUCCACACACGCCCGGCUGGACCGCCACGCAGCUCCACCGCACGCCCGGUCAGAUCCUGAGCUUGACCUCGCAUUUGCGCUUCCGCGGACCCGAGACCAGUCUGUUGAGCGCCUCCACCUGCUCCGACCAGACCGCGUCCUGGUGUGUCCACAGCCAGCCGCCCCUUUCGCCGAAUACCACCUCUCAGAGUGCGGGGCCGUUCUCGCCCGACCUCUCGCCCUUGAGUCCGCUUAAGCCGCGCGUCCGGCUGACCAGUGGGUGCCAUUCCGCGCCCUCUCAACCGCCCGGACCCCACAGUCCUCCGACCGGGCUGAAUCGGACGCGACGCACCCAAAAUGAGACUACCUCCGAGGAUCAGACCACCCCGCCCACCGGUCAACGCCGAUUGGUGCGGAAAAAGUCUUGCAUCGAUGCCUUUGAAGUCUCGUCCGAGCUGGCGGGUUUGGCCCAACUCCGGGUCAAUCCCGUGCAGGCGGAGAGCGGUCGGAAACGCGGCAAACCCAUGCUACUGGAUUUCCAGGACUCGCCCGGAUCCGAGCCUCAACCCGCCAAGAUCCCUAAGUUGCUGGCCAUGAACGAGCCCCCCCUGACCAAUCAUACUUCGCCUAAAUCGCCGGAUUCCGAUACCCAUGACGCUAGUUUCGAGAGUUGCGAAUCUGGCUCGCUGUCGGUGACCUCGGCCAAUAAGGAGAACCAACCCCAGGCCCCGCCUCCACCCGAGGCGGGUGCCCUGAAAUUUUCCACGCCCACGCAGAAUGGUCCAGAGCUCGCGCGCAACGUGCGCUUCAUCAUGUCGCCCAAAACUCCGAUCGAGUUGAGUCAACUGGAUGAAGCCGUGAACAAAUUCGGUUUGAGUUUUAGCGGCCUCAUGGAUUGGCGGACGAGUAGUCUGGCUCCGUUGCCGACCGAGUCUCCCGCCCACCGGCGAUGGCCACCCCUUCUCAAUGACACGCCUAUUGAAACUCCUUUGAAGGCUCACACCCCAUUUCGAACGCCCAAGAGUCUGAAGAAGUCCACCGGAUCCAUCAUGCGGGAAAGAAUCCUGGGCACCCCGGAUUAUCUGGCCCCUGAGUUGUUGCUCCACCAACCGCACACGGAGGCCGUCGAUUGGUGGGGCUUAGGGGUGUGUCUGUACGAGUUCCUCACGGGCGUACCCCCAUUCUCAGAUGAAACUCCAGCGUUAGUGUUCCAAAACAUUCUUAAUCUCAAUAUGGAGUUCCCUGAAGGUGAAGAGGCGUUGUCAGAACCCGCGGUUCAGGCUGUUCGAGCUCUGCUAACUUUGGAUCCCGAGCAAAGGGCCAAUUUUCAAACCAUGCAGGACUCGUUGCCGUUUUUCGGAUCUGUGGCAUGGGACAAGAUCCUGGAGGAAAAAGCGCCUUUCGUGCCACAACCCGACGAUGACACGGACACGGGUUACUUCGAAGCCCGAAAUAACAUGUUGCAUCUCAAAGUCUCCGAAGUCAUUGAACAUUGAAAUUCCUAUGCCUUAUGUGCUUAUCAAGUCUGUUCUAAUUACAUCAUAAAUGCAAAAAAAUAGAUUACUUUUAAUACCGUA
This is a messenger RNA of Tigriopus californicus, 2303 nucleotides long. RefSeq names its product serine/threonine-protein kinase greatwall-like (gene gwl). Lineage: Eukaryota; Metazoa; Arthropoda; Copepoda; Harpacticoida; Harpacticidae. Gene Ontology annotation, molecular function: ATP binding; protein serine/threonine kinase activity. The record is from RefSeq and is a predicted model, not a curated record. Gene Ontology annotation, biological process: intracellular signal transduction; peptidyl-serine phosphorylation. Gene Ontology annotation, cellular component: nucleus. Bases 195 to 2222 code for a protein of 675 amino acids. The transcript is spliced from 4 exons.